UUUUGAAUUUUACGGUUGGGGCUGACGCUGUGUGUGACCUGGGCCCUGUACCGGGGCCCCGUGAGACCGGCCUCUAGGGUUUGCAAUGGCCGGCAUUCUCAUCUCCCUGUUCAGUGGCCUGGGCCAGGCCUUGGACCUGCUGUGCUUGCUGCUGGACCUUAAUUUCUGGCUGGUCUCCUCUGCGGUCGCUGCUGUCUCGGGCAUCCUGCAUUUGCUGCUCUGCUUGCCUGGUGCGGUGGCGUGUUUGUUCACCCUGUGUUACAACCUGCUGGGGCUCCUGGUACUGGGGGCGGCCCAGUUAUGUCACUGCACCUUGCAGUUCAUUCUCAACCUGCUGUGCAGUUUGCUGAGAGUGGGCUUCACCCUGGCAGAAACUCUGAAGUUGGUGGGGCACCUGCUUUCUUACCUGAGCUUGAGGGGACGAGAGAUGCUGCAAAGGGGAUUUGCCAACGCUUUCAGCUCUGGUCACCUCUUUCUCAAGCAGGUUUGGGAUGCUGUGGGGAUCAUGAUCAGCCUAUCUGCAUACUUUGUAAAUACUUUAAUCAACUUGUUCCUCAUUGGAACCCAGAAUCUCCUUUCUCUUGUCACGGUACUGUGGGACCCCCUGAUCAGAGUAUCGGAUGUCUUUGCUUCAGUUCUCACCAGUUUGUCUAACAGUGUCCUUGGCAAUGUGAUCCUGCUGUGGACUCCAUGCCAGUUUGUCAUUGAAGUCCUGAUAUCCCUCACCAAACUGUUGGCUGAUGUUUUUCUCCUGAAUCUGUAUGGGUUGGCAAUCACUUUUGUUGUAAUCUUCACGACAACAAUAUAUGCAAAUCCAGAGAUAAUACUGAGGAUUACUAAUCAGGUGACUCUAUACUUGAGCGUUGCACCAAAUUUUCAUUGGGUCAGGAGAAAUAUUGCACAUAUCUAUGGAUUAGUAGUGGCUACUGUGCAACUGAUGGCCAACUCUGAGAUGUGGCGACGAAUAUACAGUCAACAAUUACAAGGGUUGAAUGCUGGUUAUAUCAGUAAUUGGCCCCUUGACCAAAGAAGGCAGCGCCAGACUGAUCAUAAUGAGAACUUGGAGGACCAAACAAUCAUGGACCAACAGUUAACUAUCCAGUUAGAACAGCAAACAGAUCCCAGCCCAGCCCAAGGAGAUGGUAACCCUGUAAGGGAGCAACAUUUGACCAUGGCUGAGACAUCUGUAUGUGGACCAGAAGCUGGCAAUGGAUCUUUGCAUUCAGUAGCAAAACCAUCAGGCAGCAAAGACAAUGAUAGCAAUGUUCCUGUGGAAAAUAAUCUUUGGAUGCUUUUGAAGGAGCAAGAAGAACGAAAAAAAUGUGUUAUUUGUCAGGACCAAGCAAAAUCUGUUUUGUUGCUCCCAUGUCGACACUUAUGCCUCUGUCAAGGUUGCACAGCUAUUCUCUUGGAGCAGCCCAUCUACCAACGCAACUGCCCACUUUGCCGCCAGAUGAUCUUACAAACAUUGGAUGUGUAUUUCUGAUUGAACAUUUGAAUAAGCUUUAAUAGAAAGGGUUUGAUUGGUCCAAUUAAAGACACUAACAAAUCA
Rhincodon typus (whale shark) is the source of this 1552-nucleotide messenger RNA. RefSeq names its product ring finger protein 26 (gene rnf26). NCBI's taxonomy places the organism in Eukaryota, Metazoa, Chordata, Chondrichthyes, Orectolobiformes, Rhincodontidae. Gene Ontology annotation, molecular function: ubiquitin protein ligase activity. Gene Ontology annotation, biological process: protein ubiquitination; ubiquitin-dependent protein catabolic process. The transcript has a single exon. The record is from RefSeq and is a predicted model, not a curated record. The coding region runs from base 86 to 1486 and encodes 466 amino acids.